UUGAAGUAUUAUUAUUAAAAAUUUAGAAAAACUAUAAAACGGGCCCACUGGUCAUUCAAUUUAUCAGUCCAACAUUAGACUAUUCUCAAUAUGCUGGCUCUUCGCAUCCUUGUUGCUCUCUGCUUUCUUACUGCCGUAGCUACCAUAACCUUGAACCUCUGUCAAGAGUUCUGUGCAGGUGUCAACGGUGGAGAAUCCUACGAAAACUGUUCUCCGUGGUUGAGCUAUGCUACUGCUAAGAACAAGACUUGCUACAAUCUCUGUGUGCAUAACUGUGCUGCUGUCUAUGAUGGAUCGUGCAUCAAUGACCGUAGAUUCAAAUGUUGUCUUGCAACAUUCCCAGCAAAGAAACAAGAAUUCAAGAUGACAGGAUGCAACCGUCGUUACCUCAAUCUCGGAUAAUUCUCAAAAUUUUCAGAUAAAAUAAACGUUUUAAAAGCAUUA
Messenger RNA from Caenorhabditis elegans, 444 nucleotides. RefSeq names its product Nematode Specific Peptide family, group C (gene nspc-18). The transcript is spliced from 2 exons. NCBI's taxonomy places the organism in Eukaryota, Metazoa, Nematoda, Chromadorea, Rhabditida, Rhabditidae. Bases 91 to 402 code for a protein of 103 amino acids. The record is from RefSeq and is marked reviewed.